Messenger RNA from Cyphellophora europaea CBS 101466, 1053 nucleotides. RefSeq lists its product as uncharacterized. The coding region runs from base 1 to 1053 and encodes 350 amino acids. NCBI's taxonomy places the organism in Eukaryota, Fungi, Ascomycota, Eurotiomycetes, Chaetothyriales, Cyphellophoraceae. The record is from RefSeq and is a predicted model, not a curated record. The transcript has a single exon.
AUGAUGGAGCUCUCUCCUCAGCAGCGCGGUGCUGUGGAGCCAAACGAGCUGCUUUGGCUGCCCGCAGAAGUGCGCCUGCGCAUCUAUGGCUACCUCCUCAUGGCUGACCCGCCCUUGUGCUUUGUCAUCUCAGAGCGAGGUUCUCUGUUUCGCCUCAACUCUGCUUAUUCUGCUCUCUUGUUUGCACCGAGGUUCUCAAGAUUCACCUUAUCUUCGAAGGGCGAGCUGCCCCAGCAGACGACUGCCGCCCUUGGGAUCUGGGUCUUCGCGCAAACCUGCCGCUUUUUCCAUGCCGAAGCCAUGACCUAUUUCUACACCCACAACACCUUCGAUUUUUACUGGUUGACACUGCAAAACUUGCCUGCGUUGCAACGCUCGCAACCCGCCAGCAGCCUCAUCAGAGUCAUGGCUAUGCAGUAUCAAUUUGACAUACUAAACAUUACAAAGUCCCCUCAAUUGUGGCAUCUUGAUCCAGCACUCCCCUGGCUGCAGCACCUCACACUGACCUUUCCGGGACUGCUCCUGCAGUUUCUGGUCGCCGUCCUCGACCUCACCCGCCAUCUCCCGUGCAACGACCUUCGGACUGACUGGCCAACUCUCCGCUUGCACAUCGAUGUUCCCCGGAACAAAUCGGCCAAGACUCUUUACCGAAAGGAGAUGUUGUAUGGACGAGGAAACGAUGAAUUGUUUGAAGAUGCUUUUGUGUCCGAUAGACAGACUUUCCAUGACGACUACGGUCGCGACAUUGUCGAAGCUCCUUGGCAGGCAAAGCCGAACGUGCAUCUUAAGAGAAUGCUGGGUCCAUACCUGCCGCCAUACGAGAGCGCAGCAGGAUUGGGAAGAGAGCUACCGGGCGUCAGAAACAUCGUGAUGGAGGGUUGUAUGGUCGAAGAAUUGCUGUACCUGGUUGAGAAUCAUCAAACUGACGGUGGCCGCUGUCAAUUCGUACAUGUUGGCAAAAAGCAACACUUCAUCAAGCACAUGCAGCAGGUCGAGAGUGAUAUCGCGCCCAAGGAAGAGAUCGAGGACGCGAUCUUCGAGACGCAGAUAUAA